GAAUCACUCUCUAUGGCGGCCAACUGGUUCGCUGGCGAGCGGCCACAGCACUGUACAAGAUCUGAUUAAGUUUACCUUACCCACCUCACCUGUGAUACCGGUAUCUCCAUAUUUCUGGGGAUUGCGGAAGGCGAGCCUCUCCGUUAUAUCUACGGCCGGAUGUUGUGGAGCGUGACAAUGAAAUUUCUGUGACCUGUGACAAUGGGUGCGUCUCACUCUUUUGGAUAUAAUGAUAUUAUUCCAUGCGCAGCACCGGUAGGGGGCUUCCGGCUUUGUUCUGCUGAACGAUCCCAACUCCCAUAGCACUAUCCACCCUCAGCAUGUGACGAUCGCCCUGUAGCCUACGACCUUCCUUCCGAUGCCAUAGAAUCCAUUAUCAGCAGUCAUGCACCCGUAAAAUGUUCCUCGGGACUCGGUGCCCUCGGCUUCACCGAAAAAAAAGAAAAGAAAAACAAACCCUGAAUCCACGUUCUCGCACCUGAACCCCGUUUCCUCUCCCUUUCAGACUUACCCCAGAUCCUCCCUCUCCCCUACCUCUCUUCUCUCCCCUUCCUCAGUCACCCUAGACGUUAUAGUUAUCCCGGGGAUUUGAAAGCUGGUUAACGUAGUCCUCUCUCGCCUUCACGAUUCACCAUGUGCACGGAUCCGGCCCUAGAGUAUGGAAAGACCCUUCUCCCUCUCCCUCCUCCUGGGAGCCCUCAUGCUGUCCCAGUAGCUGGAUCUGAGAAGGAGGGGCACACGCCAGCCUUUCGUCACUGGCGCGCCGACCCUAAAGGGGAGUUAAUGAGAUCUCUGGACCCAAGGGUAAGUCCCCCUUAGGGUUGCUUCUUUGGGGGUCGCGACAAGACCUUCCCAGUGCCCUAUCAUCCGGCCCGAAUGAGCAAUUGCUAAUGUAUGCUUGCAUCUCUAGAUAAACACCAUUCAUGAUGCUUUCGAAGCGGCUUGUGCGACCUCCUCCCAUACUUCACGCUGUGUAUUACUGUGGACUGACGGAUGCUUGAUAGGUCAAAAAUGGCCUGACAACAACUGUUUAGGAUGGCGAGAACAGAACAAUGCAACCGGCGCCUGGGGUCCUUAUGUUUGGAUGAACUAUGUAACUGUCCAGAGGAAACGUGCGGAUAUAGGCGCUGGCCUUUCCUAUCUGCACAUUGCUCAUGGUGUAAGUUUCUUCCGGGAUGGUGUCCUCAAAACUUUGGGGCUAAAGUUGAGCAUAAAAGGUUACCGAGGGGCAAUUUGGUAUUGGUUUAUGGUCACAAAAUCGUCCGGAAUGGCAGAUUACCGAUUUAGCAGCCAUGUCCCAAUCGCUUUAUACCGUUAGUAUCUACGAUACGCUGGGACCGGAGACUACGGAAUAUAUUAUCAAUCAUGCCGAGCUUCCCUCUGUUGUUUGUAGCUUAAACGUAUAUAUCUAUAAUACCUCUACGUUGAUUGCUUACUUACCGAACUCCCUAUAGCAUGUUCCUACCCUACUUUCUAUGAGGGACAAAUUACCAACCCUCAGAUUCAUCGUUUCUCUUGAUCCCCUUGAGCAGGAGAGAGAACCCUCUGGAAACACUAAGAAAGCUUUGUUGGACGCUUGGGCGAAAGAGAAGGGUAUCAGAAUUUACUCGUUGACAGAAGGUAUCAUAGCUCUGAUUUCUUUUUCUUUUUUCUGAACACCCUUUAACCUAAUUUCCGAAAAUGGAGCUGACAAGAUUUGGAAGUCGAAUCCAUUGGACAACAACACCCAAAGCCCUGCGUACCCCCAACCCGGGAUGAUCCCAUAACCAUAAAUUAUACAUCAGGCACAACCGGAAAUCCCAAGGGUGUAUGGCUCACCCAUGGCAACGCGGUGGCAGCUGUCACUUGUGCGAUGACUACCACAAUCCACGGUGGGCCAACAGACCUAAUGCUCUCGUACCUGCCAUUAGCCCAUAUCUUUGCUCGUCUGGCCGAGCAAGUCGCUUUGUGGGGAGGUUCAGCUAUUGGGUACUUCCAUGGUAAUGUCCUUGAGCUUCUGGAUGAUAUCAAGGCGCUGCGCCCAACCACCUUCAUAUCUGUCCCACGUCUUUACAAUAGAUUUCAUACUUCGAUUAAAGCUGCCACGGUUGAACAGCCUGGAAUUAGAGGCGCCCUAUCGCGUCAUGUUGUGAAUGCCAAACUUGAAAAUAUGGAGAAGAAUGGCAGUAACAAGCACAUGUUCUAUGACCGCAUCUGGACAAAUAAGGUCAGGGCGGGAAUUGGCUUUGAUCGACUCCGUGCAAGUGUAACGGGUUCUGCACCAAUCUCACCUACGGUCCUCUCGUUUCUUCGUGUGGUCUUUGCAAACAGCUUUUACGAAGGCUUUGGAAUGACUGAAACCUAUGCUGCGACUAUCGGCCAGCUGGGCGGUGAUAACUCAGCCGGAAACUGUGGACCUCCUUGUAUCAACGUUGAGGUCCGGCUCAGAGAUGUCCCCGAUAUGGGGUACACUAGUAAGGACAAGCCAUAUCCCCGCGGAGAGCUCUUGACAAGGGGUCCCACAGUUUUUAAAACUUAUUAUAGAGCGCCGGAGGCGACGGCUAGCGUAUUUGAUCAGGACGGUUGGUUUGCAACGGGAGACAUAUGCUCGGUUGACGAAUUGGGGCGGUUCAAGGUGAUUGAUCGUGUUAAGAACUUGUUGAAGCUUGCUCAAGGGGAAUAUGUGUCUCCCGAAAAGGUGGAGAACACUUAUCUUGGAAACAUGAAUCUUUUCGCUCAGGCAUAUGGUUAGUCAGACUUCCUGUACAACUAUCCAGGAGCUAACAAGAAGCUUUAGUCUACGGCGAUUCACUUCAGCCAUUCCUUGUUGCCAUCUUUGGUGUCGAUAGAGAUCAUUUUUCAAGCUUUGCUAGCAAAGUCCUCAAGAAGACUGUCUCUGCAACUGACGAACAGGCUAUCAAGGCGGCCUGUGAUAAUAAGGAAGUGAUCCAUGCUGUCCUCCGCGAGAUGGACCGGGUCGCGAAGAAAACUGGGAUGACCGGGUAUGAGAGGGUUAGGAAUAUCCAGCUCCGAAUAGACCCCUUCACAAUUGAGAAUGACCUCUUGACACCAACUUUGAAGCUCAAGAGGCCCCCGGUUGCGAAAAUGUACAAGAAAGAGCUUGGUGCCCUUUAUGAAGAGAAAUUGGCGGCACUAGCUCCCAAGGCUAAGUUAUAGGUGCUUUGUAUACCGGGGGGGGGGUUUACUUCUUUUUAUUUUUUAUUAUGCACGGGUUUUCACUCUUAUUUUCUUAUGUUGCUUUGUGGGUGGGUUGGGCGCACGGGAUUACGCUGCAGAUGCCCGGAAGCUAGAUAAUGCGAACUUUUGACUAGCGCCGUCUA
Tuber aestivum (summer truffle) is the source of this 3320-nucleotide messenger RNA. The record is from the annotation of a GenBank genome assembly. NCBI's taxonomy places the organism in Eukaryota, Fungi, Ascomycota, Pezizomycetes, Pezizales, Tuberaceae.